Molecule: messenger RNA, 1065 nt
Organism: Neodiprion virginianus
Lineage: Eukaryota; Metazoa; Arthropoda; Insecta; Hymenoptera; Diprionidae
Exons: 5
Coding region: 71-904 (277 amino acids)
Source: RefSeq, a predicted model, not a curated record
CCACAGCAAGUACAUAAGACUGACGUAAUAAGAUAUUCAGCAUCAGUAUACGUUCUAAAAAACGACCAAAAUGGAGCGUUUCGCCGCAGUACUCUGUUUCUGCUUCGCGGCUCAAGGAUCUUUCGCACAGAUAUGCGAACCCGUUGACGUACUCGACACGACUGUUUUAGCAAGAACGUUCGCAAAAGGCGCACUAAGCCUUCCUGUACCAACUUUGGAAGCAGAUGAUCACUUGGCCGGUAUAUUUCAGAUUAAUUAUGCAGAAGCAGCCGGGGCCUACGGCCGGUCUUUAGUAUUGAAUGUUUACGAACAGGCGAAAAUUCAGGGUAAGGUUCUAAUAGACGUUAUUAACGAGCUCGCUAACGAAUGGCAAUGGUCGAUUCAAAUGAUGGGCACGAAUCAGGGUGUCGAGGGAGUCUGUAAAAUCGAAGACGUCAUGAAUCGGAUUGCGAUGCAGUUUCAAGAAUUCUUAUCAUUGUCACCUGGACCUGGAAUUCCCGUGCAACCGCCGCUGCCGCCCUUGCCGAUGCCAAAUCUACAGCUGAAUCCUGUAGUGCGUCCAUUGUCGCCCCAUAGCCUGUUCGUGAACUACAACGCCACGUUGAACGAGAUUUCCUCGAACAUUUACGCGUAUACGGGUUCGAUAUUUUUGGCAGGGUGGAAUUCUGUAUGGUCCUAUUAUGAUAUAUACGGAUUGGAAGUUCGCAACGAGAUCCUGAAUGACAAGGUAUUAGAGGUUUACAGACGAGUCGCAUUGCAAAUCAAUAUGGAAUGCGAUUUCAUUAAGGAUAAAGUCAACCCGGCCCUUUGGGAAUCUUACAAGCUUGCUGCUGAUCGCAUAGAGGCGGAAUGGAACGCUUACCAAGUCUACAAAAGUCAAGUAGCAUGCGUAGCAGUCCUGUGAAGUACGUUGAAGGAUAAACUUGGUUCUGUCUGCGUUGAUAAGAACAUUGUUAAACACUAUCAGCAUAUGACUAAGGAAAAGUUAGUUUCCGGAACGGACUUGUCACUACAACUGUUUGCCAAUAGUCCUUUCUUGUCAAAAUACACGAGUAGAACCAUGAA